Molecule: messenger RNA, 1119 nt
Organism: Parnassius apollo (apollo)
Lineage: Eukaryota; Metazoa; Arthropoda; Insecta; Lepidoptera; Papilionidae
Source: the annotation of a GenBank genome assembly
AUGCAAUCUGAAGAUGCAGAUUUACGGAGUCCGCCAGGUCGGACGAAUGACCAAUCAACGAAUGGCAGCGAGACAAAGUACCAAAUAAAAAACGUAAAAGACCCGACAGCCCAACGGAAUGUCGACGAAGAUCCUGAAAUCGCACAUAAAACUAAAGAAUAUAUACCAAAACCAGAACCAAUUUUUGUGACUGGUAUUGUCAACAUAACACCCUUAAGGGAACUUAUAGUCAAAGUUGAGGCUAUAGAUAAGUUUACGAUGACUACGCUAAGCUCUGGACAUAUCAUUAAGCUAGUGCCUGUUGACAUCGAAACCUAUAAAACAAUAAGAGACAAUCUAAUUAAAAAUAACAUUAAUCACUACACUUACAAACUUAAGAGUGAAAGGGCGUACAGAGUAGUGAUAAGUGGCUUACAUGCGUCAGAAAAUAUUGACAUGAUUAAAGAAGAGCUGCAAGCCAUACGUCAAAUAGUCAACGUAUUGCAUAGAACAACAAAAGAAAAACUACCCCUCUACUUUGUAGAUUUAGAGCCACAAGCCAACAAUAAGGAUAUUUUCAGUAUAAAUACAUCAACCAUGUCAAAGUUACAAUCGAAGCACCUUACAAGAAAAAAGAAGUAUUGCAAUGUAAGAGAUGUCAAAGAUUUGGGCACUGUAAAAAUCAAUGCUUUAGACCUUUUCACCCAAUCACAUCACCCAACAAGCGCAUGUACCAAAACUCCUGAGUCAGAAGCAGUGUGCGCUAAUUGUCAAGGCAGAAACCCGGCGAGCUACAAAGGUUGCAUUAAAUAUAAGCAGUACAAGGAAAAAAUUCUAAGUCUCAAACCUGCCCAACAACCUAAACAAACAAACGUUACUACACACCCAAAACAGAGCAUCAACGAGAAUGACAAGUCAACGCACCACACAGGCUUCAGCUAUGCCGGUGUACUGAAGAACAAGCGUAACAAUUCUUUUACUCAGUCACGCGUUCCUAUUUUGGACGCGAGCCAACAGAAUAUAACAAGCUUAUUGGACACAAUGUUUGAAAGAUUCCAAAAAAUCAUUAAUGACCUGAUGGACAGAAUGAUUGAUCAGAUUAUCAAACUAAUUACGCGACUUACCGCACAGAGGGACUAA